GAACUUUUGAAACUGAAUCAUUUCCCGCUUCAUUUUCUCAUUUUCUCUCUCUUUUAGUGCUACUCACAAAGUCAUAAUUCCAAAUUCGCGACCCGCAAAGGCUAUAUGACCGUCAUGUUAACAGAAUCCGGCGACUUCUCCUCUGCUCAUGAUCCUCUCUUCCCGUGGCUAGUGUCAAUCAAGAAUGCACUUGAUAACAAAGCUUUCGGUGAUUUAGACAAGCGUGUAAUUGAUUGUGUUAAGACUUUCAAGCACAAUACCCACUACCAGAACGAUCCCAGAUUUCUCAAGAUUUGGCUCCUCUAUUUGGAAGGUAUUGAUGACUCAGAAAUUGUUUUCAAAGAAAUGGAGGAGAACAUGAUAUGUAUUGAUCAAUCUUUGCUUUAUGAACAGUGUGCCAUUCUCCUUGAAGUCAAAGAGAAUUGGCAGCGAGCACACAUGGUUUACCAGAUUGGCAUUUUAAGGAAAGCCAAACCCCUUGAAAGAUUGAUGGGAGCACAUGCUUUAUUUCUUGACAGAAUGUCCCACAGGGUAAAUGGUUGGUCACUUAAAAAGAUAGAUGGUGUUGAAUCCAUUGCACAUGGGAGAAAAUACAUUAAUCCAUGGUCCACCUCCACCAAGGAAGAGAUAUGGAAGAAGAUAAACGCUCAAAUCAUGAGAUAUGAUGGAUACCAUGCAAGUAAUAAAGCAUACUCUGGGAAAGUGGACUUGUCUUCUCUAGGAAAAGCAUCAAGAAAUAAGAUUGUUAAGAUAGGUGGAAAGCAGUACCAAAUCAAGGGUUGUGCUGGUCAGGGUGGUUUUGCUAAUGUAUUUAAAGCAUAUGUCAAUAGUAAUCCUGAUGACGUUGUUGCAUUAAAGAUACAAAAGCCGCCUUUUCCCUGGGAAUUUUACAUUUAUCGUCAACUUGAUGAACGGAUCUCAAACAAGCAAAGGUCAAGCUUUGGUUUUGCUCAUGGAAUGCAUGUAUAUUCCGACUACAGCAUACUUGUCUGUGACUAUCUAUCCCAUGGAACUCUCCAUGAUGUCAUAAAUUCCUAUGUUGUCAUUGGGAAGUCCAUGGAGGAGGUUUUAUGCAUUUAUUACACUGUAGAGAUGCUCUACAUGCUGGAAACUUUACAUGAUGUUGGCAUAAUUCAUGGUGAUUUCAAGCCCGAUAAUCUUCUUGUUCGCUAUUCCAGGAAUGACCUUACUGAAGAUGGGUUUUUGGAUCGAAGUGGCCCUUGGGUUGAUCAGGGCCUCUGCCUUGUUGAUUGGGGGAAGGGAAUAGAUAUGCAUCUCUUUCCUCAAGAUGUAGAAUUCGAGGGAGAUUGCCGGACUUCUGGCUUUCGCUGUAUUGAAAUGCAAGAACAUAAGCAGUGGAGGUUUCAGGUGGACACAUACGGCCUCUGUGUCAUCGUCCAUUUGAUGCUGCAUAAUUCUUAUUUGGAGAUUGAAAAGAAAGCAACAUCAGAUGGCAGCUGCGUUUAUCUACCAAAAACACCUCUUAAACGAUAUUGGAAUGUCGAUCUAUGGAAAGAACUCUUCACAAAGCUGCUCAACAGCAGCACAAACAAUGAUGAUAAGUUAUUGCACAACUUGAGGAAACAAUUCCAGAAUUACUUGUUCUCUAAUCGUCAACUGUUCAAGAAACUAAAAGACUUGCUGGCAAAGCAAAGACUUUCCUUGUGUUCUGCUUAGCAUAUGUUUCUUGCAGAAUUUUAUGACCAACUUUUAGUUGUUAAAUGAGCAUAGAUUUCAGGCCACAGAUAUUAGAAGGUAAAAGUUCUCAUUUUGAAAUACAUAUACAUACUUGAACCUUGUUUUCAACUUUUGGUUGAUUGUUCUAUCAUUUUAGCGAAGAAGAUCUUGACACUAGAGCCAUUGCAAACGUCAAGAAUGCUAUCUUCAAAAAGAAAUGGUGUCUGCUUGCUUAUUAGUUAAAGGGAUGAUAUAUGCAGACAUGUAAAGAAGUGUUGUAAACUUGUAAUUGUCCAAAUAUUUCUUGUAUUUGUAAAUGUCUCUCCUCAAGCAAACAAACAUUGUCUAUGAAGCUACAUCAAAUUUUUUUCUUUUUUUGAAUUAGGUUUUGUUUUCCUCUUCUUCAGAAUGUUUACAGUAGUAGCAGAUUUCAAGAGUAAGAGAGUUUUUCUUCUUUCCAUUGUCCGAAUAUGAGAUUUCUUGUCAUUGUAACUUUGUUGCAAGACUAUUAUUAUUAUUUUUUUUUUUGUAAUA
Molecule: messenger RNA, 2211 nt
Organism: Jatropha curcas
Lineage: Eukaryota; Viridiplantae; Streptophyta; Magnoliopsida; Malpighiales; Euphorbiaceae
Product: protein kinase and Mad3-BUB1-I domain-containing protein
Biological process (GO): protein phosphorylation; meiotic sister chromatid cohesion, centromeric; mitotic spindle assembly checkpoint signaling
Molecular function (GO): protein kinase activity; ATP binding
Source: RefSeq, a predicted model, not a curated record